AUGUCUUCCAGCCCAAUCCUCCGUCAGGUUGGCCAGAACGGGCCUCGUAUUCCCGCUGUUGGAUUUGGUCUUAUGGGCCUCAGCAUCGCAUAUGGUCCUGUUGGAACCGACGAGGAGCGCCUCAAAGUCCUAGACCGAGCGUGGGAGCUUGGCUGCACAAACUGGGAUACUUCUAAUGCAUAUGGCGACAGCGAGGUGCUUGUUGGAAAGUGGUUCAAGCUCCACCCGGAGCGUCGCAAGGACAUCUUCCUCGCCACCAAAUUCGGGAUCACCGUGGAUGGUUCUGGAAUGAAACUAGACUCCUCCCCGGAGCAUUGCAAGGCAUGCAUCGAGAAAAGUCUCGAGCGUUUGGGUGUUGAGUACGUCGACCUGUACUACCUACACCGGGUCAACACGGAGGUGCCCAUCGAGAAAACGGUCAAGGCAAUGAGUGAGCUUGUGAAAGAGGGAAAAGUCAAGCUGCUGGGUCUGUCCGAGAUCUCGUCGUCAACUCUUCGACGAGCCCAUGCUAUUCACCCGAUUGCAGCCGUCCAGGUUGAAUACAGCCCCUGGACGCUGGAUAUCGAGGGCCCCAGCGGCACAUAUCUCCUAAACACCUGCAAGGAACUGGGCGUAUCCAUAUUCGCAUACUCCCCUCUGGGCAGGGGCAUCAUGACGGGCCGCGUCCGAUCCGCGGCUGACUUUGGCCCUGACGACUUCCGCAGCCGCUUGGAGCGGUUCCAGGGCGAGAACUUCCAGAAGAACCUCGACCUCGUCGACAAGUUUGGAGAUCUUGCCAAGAGCAAGGGAUACGCGGCGAGCCAGAUGGCGUUGGCGUGGCUGACGGCGCAGAGCGACCUUGUCUUCGUCAUCCCGGGGACGAAGAGCAUCAAGUAUCUGGAGGAGAAUUGGGGUGCGGCUGGCGUAAAGCUGACGGAGAAGGAAGAGCAGGAUGUCCGCAGGUUCGUGGAGGACGCCGACCUGAACGGUACCCGGGGGGCACUUUUGGGUCAUUACCUUGAUACUGCGCCUCUGAAUGAGUAG
Messenger RNA from Clonostachys rhizophaga, 1023 nucleotides. NCBI's taxonomy places the organism in Eukaryota, Fungi, Ascomycota, Sordariomycetes, Hypocreales, Bionectriaceae. The record is from the annotation of a GenBank genome assembly.